Dermatophagoides pteronyssinus (European house dust mite) is the source of this 942-nucleotide messenger RNA. Its product is annotated as galactosylgalactosylxylosylprotein 3-beta-glucuronosyltransferase sqv-8-like. Gene Ontology annotation, molecular function: galactosylgalactosylxylosylprotein 3-beta-glucuronosyltransferase activity. Gene Ontology annotation, cellular component: Golgi membrane. Lineage: Eukaryota; Metazoa; Arthropoda; Arachnida; Sarcoptiformes; Pyroglyphidae. Gene Ontology annotation, biological process: chondroitin sulfate proteoglycan biosynthetic process; carbohydrate metabolic process. The record is from RefSeq and is a predicted model, not a curated record.
AAAAAAUAUACAUGAAAUUAACAAACAUUUUACAAAUUACAAUUUUAUUACUUUUAUUUUUAAUAUUUAUAAAUUAUUUUCUUGUUUAUAAUCAACAACAAAAAUGUUUAGAUAAAAUCAACGAUAAUCAAAUAUCCGAACAAAAUGUUGAUAGGAAAAUCUAUUUCAUUACACCAACUUAUUCACGUCCUGUACAACAGGCUGAAUUAACCCGUCUGUCGCAUACAUUAUUAUUAGUACCAAAUCUACAUUGGAUUUUGGUUGAAGAUAGUGAUCAAAAAACUUCUUUUAUUACAGAAUUUCUGCAACAAAUAUUACGAAUGAAAAUUUAUAAAAAUUUCCGAUAUACUCAUCUGAAUGUUGAAACACCAAAAUCAUUUCGUACGAAUAAUCAAUUGGAUCCAAAUUGGCUUAAACCAAGAGGUGUUUGGCAAAGAAAUGAAGCAUUACGAUGGUUAAGAGAAAAUUUAACCGAUAUAGUAAUUGAAAAAGGAAUUGUUUAUUUCGGUGAUGAUGAUAAUACAUAUGAUUUAAGAUUAUUCGAAGAAAUUCGUAAUACUCAAAAAGUAUCAGUUUUCCCCGUAGGAUUAGUCGGAGGUCUGAUGGUUGAAAAACCUUUGGUUAAAAAUGGAAAAGUUAUUGGAUUUAAUUCCAUAUGGAAACCUAAAAGAAAAUUUCCAAUUGAUAUGUCUGGUUUUGCUAUCAAUUUACAAUUGAUCCGAGAGAAAAAUGAUGCAUAUUUUUCACCAUAUGUGCCACGUGGUUAUCAAGAAACACAUUUGUUAACACAAUUUAUUCAUUCGAUUGAUGAUCUUGAACCAAGAGCUGAUUUAUGUACAAAAACAUUGGUUUGGCAUACAAGAACUGAAUUGCCAAAAUUGAAGAAAAUAAAAUUAAAAACCUAAUUAUUUAUGAAUCUAAAAAUUUUGAUAAUAAUCCAAU